Gordionus sp. m RMFG-2023 is the source of this 2054-nucleotide messenger RNA. Its product is annotated as probable histone deacetylase 1-B. NCBI's taxonomy places the organism in Eukaryota, Metazoa, Nematomorpha, Gordioida, Chordodea, Parachordodidae. Gene Ontology annotation, biological process: negative regulation of transcription by RNA polymerase II. The record is from RefSeq and is a predicted model, not a curated record. The coding region runs from base 93 to 1856 and encodes 587 amino acids. Gene Ontology annotation, molecular function: histone deacetylase activity. The transcript is spliced from 14 exons. Gene Ontology annotation, cellular component: NuRD complex; nucleus.
AUAUCAGUAUAGCACUAUUUAUUUACCAACAUUGUUCCAUAAUAAUAUUUAUAAUACCACGAGGAUAGUUAUAUUGCCUUCACCAAAACAUCAUGACUCUAUCAUCAGCGACACAACCCCAUAGCAAGAAACGAUUAAGCUAUUAUUACGAUAAUGAUGUUGGUAACUAUUAUUAUGGACAGGGCCACCCUAUGAAACCUCAUAGGAUACGUAUGGCACAUAAUUUAAUUUUGAAUUAUGGAUUAUAUAGAAAAAUGGAAAUUUAUAGGCCACACAAAGCUUCUAUGGAAGAAAUUACUAGAUAUCAUAGUGAUGAUUAUGUCAAAUUUUUAAGAGGAAUAAGACCAGACAACAUUAAUGAGUUUUCCAAGCAAAUGCAAAGAUUUAAUGUAGGUGAAGAUUGUCCUGUUUUUGAUGGCUUAUAUGAAUUCUGUCAAAUUUCUACUGGUGGAACCAUAGCUGCUGCUGUUAAACUAAAUAAAAAGUUAUCCGACAUUGCUAUAAAUUGGUCAGGUGGUUUACAUCAUGCCAAAAAGUCUGAAGCCUCUGGUUUUUGCUACACAAAUGAUAUAGUUUUAGGCAUUCUUGAAUUGCUCAAAUACCACCAACGGGUACUGUACGUAGACAUCGAUAUUCAUCAUGGGGAUGGAGUUGAGGAGGCCUUCUACACUACAGAUCGCGUCAUGACGGCUUCGUUCCACAAGUAUGGCGAAUACUUUCCUGGCACGGGAGACCUUCGCGAUGUAGGUGCUGGCCGUGGCAAACACUACGCCCUUAAUUUUCCCCUUAGGGAUGGCAUUGACGACCGUUAUUAUCACACCGUCUUUCAGCCGGUGAUAACUAAAGUUGUAGAAAUGUAUCAGCCAGGAGCCAUAGUGUUACAGUGUGGCGCGGAUUCACUAACCGGAGAUCGUUUGGGUUGUUUUAACCUUACUCUUCAUGGUCACGGAAAAUGUGUGGAAUUUAUGAAGCGAUUCAAUUUGCCAUUGCUGAUGCUUGGAGGAGGUGGAUACACUAUCAGAAACGUGGCUAGAUGCUGGACCUACGAAACAUCUAUCGCUUGUGAUACUGACAUAUCUAAUGAUUUGCCAUACAACGAUUACUUCGAAUAUUUCGGGCCCGAUUUUAAGCUACACAUCAGUCCUUCCAACAUGACCAAUCAAAACACGAUGGAAUAUUUGGAUAGGAUCAAGGUUAAGCUAUUCGAAAAUUUGCGAAUGUUACCCCACGCACCCGGAGUCCAAAUCCAAACUAUACCCGAGGAUGGUGUUGAUAUUACCGACGGAGUUGAAGAAGAAGAAAAGAAUAAUCCUGAUGAACCUAGAAUAUCUAUAUUCUCUAGCGACAAGCGGGUGGCCAAAGACGAAGAAUUCUACGAUAGCGAGGAUGAAACCAAUGAAGUACACAAGGAAAACAAGAUUUCCUCUAACAAAAGGAAAUUGUCUCAAUCUUAUAAACACGAAAACAUUAUAUCUGCUAACAACAAUACAAAUGGUAAUGCCUCAACAACUGCUAGCAAAUUAAAAGUUGAAAUCAACGAGAGUGAUUUUGACACAGGAAAUACAAGUCUGGAUAAUUUGCCCAAAAAAAAUAAAUCAGUUUCACCGACUUCAGAAACGUCCAAAAAAGCCAAAGCCGAAAAAACAUCCGAAAUUUUUAGCCACAAAGAGGAUUCAACCAAUGUUGAAAUACACCACGAGGAAAUUAGAAAGGUAGUGGAAAACAAAGGAGAAGACUCACAACAAAAGACCGAUGUAUUAUCUAUAAAUGUCAAAGUUGAAAAUGUUGUUAAGGAAGAAAAUUCGAUGGCGGAAGAGGAUGCAAAUAAAUCUGAUUUCGCAGAAAUAAAUGGAUGAAGAAAAAUGAAGAAUCCCUUAACAUUUAAAACUUUUAAGUAUUUAAAAUGAUUAUACUUUCUUAUAUAUGACUACAUUUUUUUUAACUUGUGAUAACUAAAUUUGGACUCAUUCACAUUAUUAUUUGUAAAUAAUAGAAUAUGUAUUAUAAUUAAUAUAAUUACUUUUUUAUAAUAUAAAUUGUUAAAUAAGUAGUGU